Messenger RNA from Triticum aestivum (bread wheat), 1136 nucleotides. RefSeq names its product acanthoscurrin-1. The record is from RefSeq and is a predicted model, not a curated record. Bases 86 to 793 code for a protein of 235 amino acids. Lineage: Eukaryota; Viridiplantae; Streptophyta; Magnoliopsida; Poales; Poaceae. The transcript has a single exon.
GCAUUGCCACACACAACAGAAGCAAAGCCAGCCUGUGAGUGCACUUUGUACACGUCCAUUGGCGUAGCUAGCUAGUUAGGCAGAGAUGGCGAAGAAAGUGCAGGUGGUCGCCACGCUCCUGGCCCUGAACCUUCUCUUCUUCACCUUCGCCAACGCCACUGGCCGUCCCUGCCCUCCUGGCGGGGGCAGCGGCGGGGGAGGGAGCGGUGGCGGUGGGGGAGGAGGGGGCAGCGGGGGCGGGGGAGGCGGCAACUGUGGUGGCGGGAACUGUGGUGGGGGCGGAAACGGUGGUGGCGGGAACUGUGGAGGAGGGAACUGUGGUGGGGGUGGAAACGGUGGAGGCGGAAACGGUGGUGGUGGCAAUGGUGGAGGCGGAAACUGUCCCGGAGGCGGAAACUGUGGCGGAAACGGUGGCGGUGGGAACGGUGGCGGAGGAAACGGUGGAGGUGGGAACGGUGGCGGAGGAAACGGUGGAGGUGGGAAUGGUGGCGGCGGAAACGGUGGCGGCGGCAACGGUGGGGGCGGAAACAGCACCCAGUGCCCGCUGGACGCGCUGAAGCUGGGGGUGUGCGCGAACGUGCUGGGGCUGCUGAACAUUACCCUGGGGAGCCCGCCGGUGCAGCCGUGCUGCUCGCUGAUCCAGGGGCUGGCGGACCUGGAGGCGGCGCUGUGCCUGUGCACGACGCUGAACCUCAACCUCCUGGGCAUCAACCUGACCUUGUCCAUCGCCCUCAGCCUCGUCCUCAACAACUGCGGCAAGAACGUCCCCUCCGGCUUCCAGUGCCCCAACUGAGCCCGGCCGGACCUUGCAUGCUGCAUCCGCCAUACCUCAUGCAUGCAUGCAUGCAUGAUUGGCUAUUUGAAGUACCACCACGUACUUAAUUGUGCGCUUUGAUUACGUAAUUAUCUGCUGGUUUUUAUGUGUGGCUGGAUUUCGAUUGCGGAGAAACUACGUACUACUUCUCCAGGUUCUACGUACAAGCACGCACUGUUACCUGCGUGCGUAAGGAUUUCGUUGUGUGUGUGCAUGAUGUCUUGUCGUAAUCGUCACAUGUUUGUGAUGAGUUAGUUAUUGCCAGAGUGCUCAUGAUGUACCGCUAUCUCCGGCUAAAUAAAAGAUUUGCUAUUUUCCAUUA